Molecule: messenger RNA, 2560 nt
Organism: Dryobates pubescens (Downy woodpecker)
Lineage: Eukaryota; Metazoa; Chordata; Aves; Piciformes; Picidae
Gene: SH3BP2
Product: SH3 domain binding protein 2
Exons: 13
Coding region: 119-1837 (572 amino acids)
Biological process (GO): signal transduction
Molecular function (GO): SH3 domain binding
Source: RefSeq, a predicted model, not a curated record
CACAAGCAGUUGGGGCAGGGUUUCUUUUCCUUUUGUGUGUUGGGCGUACAGCAGCCACUGCAGUCUCUUUCAACCUGGUAACAUAGGAGAAGAGGAGAAGUGCAGAGAUGUUCCUGUCAUGCCUGAGAGGGGUUACAAGUUAUUAAUGGCUUUGUCCUCACAAAGAAAACAAUCAUUUGGUGAAUCUGUCAGCAGAAGAACCAUGUGUCGGUCAGCCACCAGGAAGAUGGCCUCACAGGAGCAGGUCUGGCCAGUCCCAAUGAAGGCAAUUGGAGCACAAAACCUUUUGACAAUGCCUGGAGGAGUGACCAAAUCAGGGUAUCUUCAUAAAAAAGGAGGCACCCAGCUGCAGAUUCUGAAGUGGCCUUUGAGAUUUGUGAUUAUCCAUGAGGGAUGUAUUUACUACUUCAAGAGCAGCACAUCUGCAUCUCCACAGGGUGCAUUUUCUUUGAAUGGUUACAACAGGGUUAUGCGGGCAGCUGAGGAGACAACAUCAAGCAAUGUGUUUCCUUUCAAGUUAGUUCACAUUAGCAAGAAGCACAGGACGUGGUUUUUCUCAGCUUCUUCUGAAGAUGAACGAAAGAAUUGGAUGCUGUCCUUGAGGAGGGAAAUUGAUCACUACCAUGAGAAGAAAGAAAUAGUAACAGAAUUCAGUGACUCUGGCUCUGAUGCAGACAGUUUCUAUGGCUCAGUAGAACGUCCCAUUGACAUCAAGUAUUCUCAUCAUUCAGCAGAAAAUGAAGAUUAUGACCAGGAGGAAGAGGAUGAGUCUUACCUGCAGCCAGAUACCUCUGACAUAGUGAAAGAUGAUAUGGUCCUGCCCCCAGCCUACCCACCUCCACCAGUUCCUCACGUUAGAAAAGUCACUUACUCAGAAUCAAGGGCAAACUCCUUCUCUGGCAAACCUUCUGCACCAGUGCCACCACCCCCACCUCCUAAAAGAAGCUUGCCUGAGAUCAAAGUGGAGGAUCUCUUACACACCAAGGAACCCCAGCUGCAGUGCCGGCCUGAGCCUCACCUAAAGAUGCCAUCCCCCAGCCGCAGACCCAGUGAACAGCUGCCCCCUGUCCCCCCUCUCUUCAAAAAGCCUGCAUGUGCCAAAGAAUCUUCCUCAUUGCCUCCAGAGCCUCUGCCUCUAGCUCAAGUCCUUGCUACUCCAGAAGGAUGUGAGAAGCUAAAAACCUUAAACCUUUCACCACGAACUCCUCCUCCAGUACCAGGCAAUAAACCCAAGCUGUCACAGCUGACCGAAAAACCAGUAGAGCCCAGAGUGCCAAGAGAACCUGGUAAACCUGGACUGUUUGUACCACCAAUGCUCCCCAAACCACCUGUGCCAUGCCACCAGCCUCCUGCAAUCAAGAUGAGACCAGAGAGGUCAUGUCCCCAGUUACAGAGAUCACCACCAGAUGGACAGAGUUUUAGAAGCUUCUCAUUUGAGAAACCAGCACUACCCUCCAAGCCAAAUCAACCUGAUGAUGAUUCUGAUGAUGACUAUGAGAAAGUUGGGCUGCCUGCUUCAAUAUUCCUUAACACCUCUGAAUCCUUUGAAGUUGAAAGGACAUUUAAAGCUAAUAGCCCCCGGGGACAACCACAGAAUGGCUUGUACUGUAUUAGGAACUCAUCUACUAAGCCUGGAAAGGUAUUGGUUGUGUGGGAUGAAACUGCAGAAAAAGUGAGGAACUACAGGAUCUUUGAAAAGGACUGCAAGUUUUACCUGGAUUCAGACUUCAUGUUUUUGAACAUGGGAAGUUUGGUCGAAUACUACAGCACUCAUGUCUUACCUAGUCAUGACAGCCUGAUGCUUCGGUGUCCUUAUGGCUACUCCACACCAAGGUGACAUGACUGGUGUAAUUCACUGACUUAGAACAAAUGGGUUUCCUCAUGCCCUUGGAUUCAACCUGGUCUCCUGCCAUUGUUGGAGAUCCCACUGUUUGCACCCAGGUUUCAAUCAUUUAUUCUCAUGAGACUUGUAUGGAAAGUCCAUUGAGUGAACUCUUGGUAGAACCUUAUAGUCCACACUGGUGGAUUUGAUGGUCUUUUCUUUUAAAAAGAUCUGGACUGGUGAGGCUGUGAAAGCUGUCCAUGAGACCUGCACCUUCCAUAAAACUGCUGCUAUUACUGAUCUCCUUGGAAUGUGGAAGAUGGACAUGAACUAAGAGGUGACCUGAAAACAACCAGUACAGAGAAGGGUAACUUGUGACAGUGUCUCAGCAUUCACUUGUGACAGGGAAUACUAACACUGACUUGAAGGCACUACUCCUGGUGCUCAGCUGGGAGGUUUUGUAUCAUUGGGAUAGUUCACUUUGUAUCAUUUGGAUUGUUGACAUGUAAAUGAUGAAGACUUUGCAAAUAAUUUGGUUUAUUAUAGGUGAAAAUGUGGCUUCUUUUUGAGCCACCUCAGACAUAAAGGUGACUUGUGACUGCAUUGUCUGCAGUAACCAGUCCCAGCCCUGUCAGCUGAUGUGUUGAUGGCAUCUGACAUCACUUCAUGAUGUGCACUUCAGAUACAUGUGGAACAAUGGAGAUUUGGCUUUCAUGGGAGCCCCACUGGAAGGGUUGG